ACAACCCUUCAUAGAAUCCUCAGUGUCUGCUCGUAAGACAUCUGAUCAGCGUUUCCUGACAAGACUUGUUAAAGUACGUGUCGGAAUGGAUUUACUGGGCCGACAAAAUACGAAGAUGUUCCUUGUCAUUCUUCUUGGUCUGGAUGUAAUAUCAGUCAUAGGCAUACCAGGGAACCAUUUCAUCGUAGGUUUCAUGGAGAAUGUUGAGUCCAAGUAUUCUUCUCAGCUUGUGAUUGGUGGAAAUCCGCGCACGCCAUCAAACGUCACAGUUACAUGCCCUGGGCUAAACUUUAGCCAAUCAUUUGAAGUUGUACAGCUGGAGACAUCAUUUAUUGAGAUUCCCAUAGAAGCACUGAACAUAGGGACACAUCUCAAGAAGAAAGGGAUUUUGAUUGAAUCAUCAGCAGAUAUUACCGUGUAUGGAUUGAACACAGCCAGUGCAAAUUCUAUGGAUGGAUUUACUGCACUUCCAACGAAGUAUCUGGGAAUAGAAUAUCGCGUGAUUUCGACAAAUGUAUCAAAUCUGCUCCCAUCAGAUCAAAGAUGGAGCGAGUUCCUUAUCAUUGGAGUAUUUGACAACACAGAAGUUGAAGUGCAAUUCGUUUCACCCACAAUUUAUCAAAAUGUGAGUUACAACGUCGGCGACUCUCUCGAAAUAAUAAUGUCUUCUUUAGAGACAUUCCAACUGCAAAGCCAACAAGAUUUGACGGGAGCACGCAUUUUUUCCAACCAGCCAGUUGCCGUUAUGUCUGGAAGCAAAUGUGCAAAUAUUCCAGCGGACAUUGCGGCUUGUGAUCAUUUGGUCGAGUUCUUGCCUCCGACCAACAGAUUUGGGAAUGAAUUUAUCCUUUCAACUUUCCUCUCCAGAAUGGCUGGUGAUUAUUUCAAACUGGUUGGAUUAGAACCAAACACCACUGUAAAAAUUGUUGCGCCUAGUAUCAGUAAUGUGACAAUACAACUGGGUGCAGGCGACUUCUACACGCUUGAACUGCACUCUUUAGAAAGUGGUUACGUCAUAAGUUCUCAGCCAAUCACGGUAGCCCAGUACUCUCAAGGAGCGUUCACUGACGGUGGGACCACAGGUGACCCUUCCAUGCUCCUUGUAACUCCUAUUAACCACUGGCUGCAAGCUUAGUCCGGGGACGCAUAUUACUUCAGCUGUGAAUGCGGACGCCACCUUUGCAGCGUAUGUAUACGGAUUCGGAAAGCA
Messenger RNA from Acanthaster planci (crown-of-thorns starfish), 1210 nucleotides. RefSeq names its product IgGFc-binding protein-like. Lineage: Eukaryota; Metazoa; Echinodermata; Asteroidea; Valvatida; Acanthasteridae. The record is from RefSeq and is a predicted model, not a curated record.